UUUCUUUAUAUGAGAGCGAGGCUUGAUGGUGGGCUGCCGCUGCUGCCGCUGAUGGUCCUGUUUCUUGGGGUCUCCCACACCCACAGGCUUAGGCUUCUUCUGCUGUUCCAUCCUCUUCCCCUCUCCCCCGCCCCCCCUACCCCUGCUCUGAUCAGGAGCGCCAUGUCUCGUCCCGAUUUCACCUCCCCCCGGGCGGUGGUCAAGAGGGUCCUGGCCAAGCAGCAGCACGAGGGCCAGGGCGCCGUCGUCCGCAGAAGCAUUGGCAGGAAUGAAUUGAGGAACUUGGACCCCUUUCUCUUGCUGGACGAGUUCUCAGUGUCUCCUCCGGCUGGAUUUCCUGAUCAUCCCCACAGAGGGUUCGAAACUGUCACUUACAUGCUCCAGGGUGCCUUCGCCCAUCAAGAUUUCGCCGGGAACAAGGGAACCAUACGAACAGGGGAUGUGCAGUGGAUGACGGCAGGAAGAGGAAUCCUCCACUCGGAGAUGCCUGCGGGAGAAGGAGUGAAUAAGGGGCUCCAGCUCUGGAUUAAUCUCUCCUCCAGAGACAAAAUGAUUGAGCCGCGGUAUCAAGAAUUGCUUAGCGAGGACAUAGGCUCGGCGGAGGAUGAUGGGGUUGAAGUCCGGGUGAUCGCAGGAGAAGCAAUGGGAGUGAGGUCUCCAGUCUACACGAGAACCCCGACCAUGUACCUUGAUUUUACUCUCAAGCCGGGAGUGAGAUUGAAUCAGAGCAUUCCCGAGUCAUGGACCGCUUUCGUGUACGUCAUAGAAGGCGAAGGUGUUUUCGGCUCCGUCAGCUCGUCUCCUGUGUCAGCGCACAACUUACUGGUUUUAGGUCCUGGUGAUGGGGUGAGUGUGUGGAACCAGUCUUCGAAGCCGUUGAGAUUCGUGCUGAUAGGCGGGCAGCCGCUGAAUGAGCCGGUGGUCCAGCACGGGCCUUUUGUGAUGAACACGCCCGCUCAAAUCGAUCAAGCCAUCGAAGACUAUCACUAUGGCAAGAAUGGGUUUGAAAUGGCCAAGUACUGGAGGUCUCGAUCAGUGGGUUGAAAAAGCUCCCAAAAUCAUGUUAGGCAAAAAAAAAUGAGGAAAUAAAAAACAGCAACUCUCUCUCUCUCUCUCUCUCUUUUCCGAAAGUGUCAUUGUCUCUUCCCACAAAGAGCAGCAGUUGAAAAGAAAGAUGUGUUGCUGAUUGAAGCAAAGGCUUCUAGAAGAUUUAAGGUGCAGCAAAUCUAGUGAUCAUUUGAGUCGUGAUGGAGCGAAGCUCAUUUUGGUUGAAGUACUUAUAAUGCUACCAACCACAAAGAUAUUUCUCUCUCUCUGCACGACAUCUGAUCCUCCUGGGGGUCAAUUUGUAGUGACUAGUGCUUGAUAAUCUUAUUCCUUUUUGCCUCCCCUGGCGGCUGCGCA
This is a messenger RNA of Syzygium oleosum, 1404 nucleotides long. RefSeq names its product pirin-like protein. The transcript has 7 exons. Lineage: Eukaryota; Viridiplantae; Streptophyta; Magnoliopsida; Myrtales; Myrtaceae. The record is from RefSeq and is a predicted model, not a curated record. Bases 10 to 1044 code for a protein of 344 amino acids.